AUGGCGAGUAUUCCGUCAAGUGACGCCGAUCACGACGUUGCCGUGCGCGACACAGCGUCAGAUGCAUCGCUAUGCAAACUUUCAGCCUGUCAGAUGGGAUACUAUGUUGACCCUUUUAUCCAGUUCUUUGUGAAGGCGCCGUCGCGCCGUAUGCCUAUCAUCAACCGUGGCUAUUAUGCACGUGUGGCUGUUAUUGAGACGCUCGUGCGAAAGUUUUUAGCCACAGAACAACCGAAGAAACAGGUAGUUAUCUUAGGUGCAGGCCUUGAUACCAUGUUUUUUCGCUUAAAAAGCACUGAGGUACUUGCCAAUUGCGAGUACUUUGAGCUCGAUUUUCCCGAUGUGACCAUGCAAAAGGUGAGCACUAUUAAGCGUCGUAAGCCGCUAAUGGCAGCUUUAGAGCUUAGUACACCUACAGAUUUCAUGGCUGCAGUCUCUUCAAACUGCACAGAGCUAAACGUUCCAGGGUACCACCUUCUUCCUUGUGAUUUAAGGGAUCUGGACGCUACAACAGCUAAAAUGGAAAUGGCUGGCAUCGAUCACAGUGUUCCGACGCUUUUUGUGUCAGAAUGCGUGCUCAUCUACAUGGAAGCCAAGUUUUCCACUCAGUUUGUAGUCUGGGCCCGAUCUUUCUUUGACGAUGUGAGCUUUGCAUUGUACGAGCAAAUCUUGCCCAACGAUGCAUUUGGAAAGGUGAUGAUGGCGAACAUUGAUGCACGCGGAUGUAAUCUACUGAGUAUUUACGAUUAUCCAACGAUUGAAGCACAGAUUACAAGAUUUACUAGUAACAAGUACGAAGUGGCUCAGUGCUGGGAUAUGAACAAGGUCUACUACCACUAUUUGGAUCCAUCUGAACGCGUCAGACGCGAAAGACUUGAGAUCUUUGAUGAGCUAGAAGAAUUUCAUAUGUUGCAAGCACAUUAUUGUGUCGUUGUUGCUAGUAACAAGGCCUCAAGCUCGAGCGCUCGUGCAUUAUCACUAGGAGACUACAAAACAUAA
Messenger RNA from Plasmopara halstedii, 999 nucleotides. RefSeq names its product leucine carboxyl. Gene Ontology annotation, molecular function: methyltransferase activity. The transcript is spliced from 2 exons. Lineage: Eukaryota; Oomycota; Peronosporomycetes; Peronosporales; Peronosporaceae. The record is from RefSeq and is a predicted model, not a curated record. The coding region runs from base 1 to 999 and encodes 332 amino acids. Gene Ontology annotation, biological process: methylation.